UCGAUCAUACUGAUAAUAUUUCGUGGAUAGUUUUGUUCCGUAUAGCCAUGAAAAUCUUGUGGCUUCUAAUUUCGUGCUUUUUUGCACUGGCUCAUAGCCAGAAUUUCAAAGAUAAUAUUCAUUUUUUGGUUUACACUGUUGAUCCCAAUGUUGGACCACCAAAAAAUAGUUCGACCUCUGUCUCGAGGGAUCCCAUAGCGAUGGAAUGGUGCUCUGAGGAUGACUUAUUAGCAGUUACUACCCAUGGAUGGACGGAAAGUUGUGAAAAAGAUUGGAUGAUUGAUCUCUUAUCUAAUCUCACCGUGCACCGUGGGGGAUGCAUAAUUUGCAUGGAUUACAGCUACUAUGCAGCAGAUCCCACUUAUGUUAUUCUUCGAAGCCAAUUUGAUCAGAUUAAGGAUGUUCUGCGUCAGCAAUUGCUUGACUACAACUCUUAUGGAUUUCCAUAUGAAAAAAUGUUUUUGUUUGGAAUGAGCUUUGGGGCUCAUGUCAUUUUAGAAGGAGCUUUGGGGGUUGGUGAACAAGUCAUCGAAGAGAUUGAUGUUUGCGAUCCUGCCGGUCCUGGAUUUGAAUUAAUGCCAAGUGCUAUGCUAUCUGCUAAGAACGUUCAGACCAUUCACACAAGUUUGGGAAAGGGAAACGCUUAUAGGACUGGUCACCAGAAUUGGGAUCUGGGUAUUUGUGGAAUUGCUCAAGGAGCAGCUCCCUUGGACUCGCACAUAUUGUGCCCACAUAUGUACAAUAGUGCUUUCACACAUGUAUUCCAAACCGAAGAUAUACCACUCUUGUGUGUGGCAACGCUACUGAAUGCAGCUACAAAUGAACCGGAAGAUUAUCGUAUGGGAUAUAAGGAGAGGCGCAAGUACGUUCGUGGAUCACUUUGGGCGCCAACAACACGCACUUAUCCCUACAAUCAAUCCGAUUAAUCUACAUACUGUUGCUGAAAAUAUUGAGUCUUCUUUUAAUAUCAACGGUUUGUAGCAUUUCUUGGUCGGGUUGGUCGAGAGAUUUGGGACCUUUACUUUUAAAGUGAUUAAAAUUUAAAAAAUAUAUAGGGUAAGUGUGCCAAAUUUCGGCAUAGUUGCAUGCAAGCGCCAAAAUCUCAAGUUUUAAAUGUAAUAUUUUAAAUACAAA
This is a messenger RNA of Phlebotomus papatasi, 1134 nucleotides long. RefSeq names its product pancreatic lipase-related protein 2-like. Gene Ontology annotation, molecular function: lipase activity. NCBI's taxonomy places the organism in Eukaryota, Metazoa, Arthropoda, Insecta, Diptera, Psychodidae. The record is from RefSeq and is a predicted model, not a curated record. Bases 48 to 926 code for a protein of 292 amino acids. The transcript has 2 exons.